AUGUCAGGUCAAGAUUAUAGCGAGGAGCAGAGGCUGGCUGCUUAUUACCGUCAGCAAGGAUACGAUGAAAAGACCAUCGCGCAAAUGACAGCGUCCAGUUCGUCCGGUUCGACAAGCUACACCAACGGGUAUUCUGGAGCAGCUGGUGGGGCCAGUGCCGUAGGACAACCGUAUCAUCAACCUGAUACGACUCAACAUGCUGCCAUGCCUGCAUCGGUAGCUCGACAGAUUUUCGACUCGGAUCUCAGUCAACAGUCUUCAGCUUAUGGCAUGGAUGGGCAAUUGAAUGUCCUUGGAGGACCGAGUAGCGGACCUUCGAAACCAGUCAGGAGACCCGUUGCACCGGGUCAAAAGAGGGAGACGGUGAUUCGAAAAGGGAACGGAAGGACGUGGGAGGAUCCGACAUUGAUAGAUUGGGAUCCCAAAUGGUUUAGAUUGUUUGUCGGUGACGUCUCAAACGAUGUCAGUGAAAGGACCCUGGAUGAAGCUUUCAACAAAUAUCCAAGCUACUGCAAGUCCAAGGUCGUGAGGGACAGACUCAGUCUAAAGGCCAAAUACGGGUUCAUCGCCUUCAAAGAUCCGGAAGAUUUCUUACGCGCCUGGAAAGAGAAUGACGGUAAAUAUAUCGGGAAUCGACCCAUCAAACUCAGUAAAGUCAAAGACGACAAGUACGGCACGAUCGAGACCGUUCAAGUUGGAGCUCGAAAAGCCAAAUACCUCGAUCAAGUCAGGAAGAAUCAUGGCAAGCCAUUGGACGGUCGACCAACUCCUUGGUAG
This is a messenger RNA of Kockovaella imperatae, 777 nucleotides long. RefSeq lists its product as hypothetical. The record is from RefSeq and is a predicted model, not a curated record. Gene Ontology annotation, molecular function: mRNA binding. Bases 1 to 777 code for a protein of 258 amino acids. Lineage: Eukaryota; Fungi; Basidiomycota; Tremellomycetes; Tremellales; Cuniculitremaceae. The transcript is spliced from 6 exons.